AGCUUCUUCUUCGUGUAACUUCUUCUUCGUCUUCUCGAGGUUCCUCCAAGUAGCGGCGCUGAAUUCAAUGUUAAACAUGUUUAUUUUAGGUCAAUUUAAACACAUUUUCCUCCUGUUUUAAAAUCCCACUUUUAUACCUUUAAUGCCCGUCAGUCUUCACUCACACGUCCCCGCCCGCUUGAACAUGGUGAACGCGGAUGAAGUCGCUAAGUUGUGCUACGAGCGGUUCAGCCUCCUUCCCCGGAGAGGGAAGCCUGAGCCGGGCAGAGAGUGGACCCUGCUGGCCGCCGUGGUCCAAGUCACCCGGGGCGUAAACUCUGACUCAGACAAGAUGGAGGUUGUUUCUCUGGGAACUGGAACUAAAUGUAUUGGAAAGACGUGUAUGAGUCCUAACGGGGAUGUUCUGAAUGACAGUCACGCUGAAGUCAUCGCGAGAAGGGGAUGCAUCCGGUACCUGAUGCAGCAGCUCGUCAGAGCCGUGGACGGAGGCAGCAGCUCAGUGUUUUCUCCAGCUGAUCAACCGGGGAAGUGGAGGCUUCAGACGGGAGUUUCCUUCCUGUUCUUCACCAGCCACACUCCCUGUGGAGACGCGUCCAUUGUCCCUAUGACUGAUGCCCAGUCCCAGUCCCAGUCCCUGUCCCUGUCCUCCCGAGGAGGAGACGAAGGAGGAGGAGGCUUGAAAAGGAAAGCAGAGGAACCCAGUGAAGGACAAAACAAAAAGCUGGACACAGGAGACACUAAACCGUGUCGUCCCGUGGGGACAGACGCUCCCGUGGACGUCCACAGGACGGGGGCUAAGUGCGUCCAGGGCGGCCCCGUGGACCCUCUCCUCCCUGGGGGGGGCUACCACCGCACGGGGCUGCUCCGGGUCAAACCGGGACGGGGGGAGGCGACCGUGUCCCUGUCCUGCAGCGAUAAGCUGGCGCGAUGGGGGGUGCUGGGCUUCCAGGGGGCGCUGCUGUCCCACUUCCUGCAGGGGGCGCUCUACUUCAGCGCCGUGGUGGUGGGGAAGUGUCCGUACAGCCGGGACGCCAUGCAGCGAGCUCUGGUCUCCAGAUGCUCCCAUGUGUCCGACCUCCCGGCUGGUUUCUCCGUGUCUCCUCCGGCGCUGCUCCAGUCCGGCCUGGAGUUCCCCUUCAGCCAGGCCCAGACCGAGCUCCAGCACCAGAACCGGGCCGGACGGGGGCGGGGACGGGUCUCCCCCUGUGGGGCAGCCAUCAGCUGGUGUAAUGUGGCAGAGCAGCCACUAGAUGUCACCGCUAACGGCUACAAACAUGGCGUCACCAGGAAGGUCCUGGGGACGCCCAGAGCCAGGUCUCUUCUCUGUAAGUUGGAGCUUUUUCGUUCCUUCCUGUCUUUGAUUUCCGUCACGGAUGCUUCGCGCCUCCCGGACUCACUCAGGACGACAGAGCUGCAGACGUACUGGGACUACAAGCGAGCGUCGCGGUCGUACCAGGAGGCCUGGCAGCAGCUCUGCAGCCAGGCCUUCCCUCUGUGGCCUCGCAGCGAUAGAAACCUCCUCCUCUUUCACUGAGAGAAAAAAGCUGCUGCUCAUGAGGCGCUGGUGAAAAGACGUCUCCUUUGUUGCAGCGUGAACUCGAAGGUCUCGGGUUUAAAAUGGCCGCCGGCCUCCGAGCUUUGUUUGUGUUAUCGGACUCGUGGAACUCCCUUCUCAACGCCUGGUUGGCAGCAACACACACAAAGCUGGGAAAUAUGACGCCUUCCUUACUUUUUUUUCUUGUUUUGGGUCUACGUGUAUUAUUUAUGCACUGUCGCUGGAUUAAACAAAUGAAAAACUGUAAUAUAAGACUAAACCAGAGCAUAAACUGUAUAAAUGUGGACAACACGUCUCCACUUCCACCAGUUACAAGCAAAUGUUGGAUUAUACACCAAAUUUAUUUAAAAAAAAAAUAUAUUAUUCCAACUAAAACUGAAACUCAUAGAAACUUAUAGUAAACUUAUAGAAGGGGGUGGAGCUUAUGACCUAUAAUGCAGCCUCCAGCCACCAGGGGGAGCUCUACUUGCUUCGGCUUCACUUUAGAGGAGCAGGACUCAAAAUUACGAGGUUUAAUACCGGCUACGUCUCCAUGUUUUCAAUGGUUUUCCACGGGAAUUAAGGCCCAUGUGUCUAUGAAAAUAAAUAUGAAAGUUAAAUUUAUCCCCUGGAGUUGAACCCUUUUAUUUAUAUAUAUGUGUAUAUAUAUAUAUAUGUAUAUAUAUAUAUAUAUAUAUAUAUAUAUGUGUAUAUAUAUAUGUAUAUAUAUAUAUAUAUAUAUAUAGUCUUUCAUUUUCCAGUGACUUCAAAUUACUUCCCAUAAACUCAUCUUUGCAAUCUGCUGAGUUAAUAAGAAGCUGAUGAGGUUCAGACACUAAACCAGCGCAGAGACAAACGACUGGUUGUGUUGUUGCUUUAACUCAGCAGAUUGUUGGUGGUUAACUCUGAACAUGGUGCUGUGGGUUAUGAGUCCUGGUGUCUAUUGUCUCUGUGGGUCGUGCUAACUUUGCACAUUCCUCACAUUUCCUGUGUAAAAAAAAAAAAAAAAAAAACCUCCUCUCUGCUAUAAUAAUAAAAAAAUGACCUUCAAACCAUAGAUGUGACCGUACUUUAGCACUUGACUGAUCAUAUUUGCUCAUUUUCCUGAAUAAACAAUCACCCAAGUCUAAUAUUUGUGUGUUUGAUCAACGUUACCUCCCGUUAAUUACACUUAAAUAAAACAAACACGCAGUAAAAAUCCAUUUCACAUUCAUUUUUAUUGGUCAGUUCUUCCAGCUGGAACCUUUUUUUUAUUCCAUCUAAAACUCCUUCAUAUCCUAAACGUCUAAUGAUCGUACAACACUGAUGAAGUAAGACAGUCGCAGCGUCGCCCGUGUUUUAAAGCUGCAUCAGCUUCAUUGCUGCACAAACUGGACAUAAACCGACGCUCUAACGCUCUAACGCUCUAAUUAAAGCACCGACAGGUUCCUUAAGGAACCACAGGAACCACAGGAACCUCGCAGCCAAAGAGCCGAGCAACACUUUACUUGAAGUGAUUGAAGAUCUGUUCAUUUGUUUCUGGUUUCAAUCAUUAAAAGAAACGUUUUUCUGGAUUUUCAACCUUCAUGUCCACCUCCUCGAAUUUCACCGAAAGUUUCUUAUAGUUUAUAAUUCACAUAAUUUGACGUAAAUGCUGUUAGAGGCGGCUAAAAAAACACAGAAUCAGGCGACACAUUGUGUUUAAGACAAACGUUAAUGGUCGACAGGAAGACAGUGCAAAGGUUAAUACCUUAGAGAUGGAAUAUUUUCACUUUACCACGUUAAUACUUCAUCCAUCAGUGGGUUUACGUUUAAGUUUAAGUUGCAGAAAAGCAUUUUAGGGAAAUGUAAAGAAAACACAAACCAGUUUAAGGCAGAUUUGAUUACUGAGCAACUGUUAGGACGGAUUUUAAUAAAUCAGGAUCAAGCUGCGUUUCCUUUCCCCCUAAAAAUGCGCAAAAUGGGAUGGAAACAUCUACAUUUCUAAAAAAUAUCUAAAGCUAAAACAUCUUUACGCCCUCGUCAGGUACUUUUUUCAGACGUGUCGAUGUAAAAGUUGAUCGCAAACGUGCAGUGGAAACACUUUUUUGUCGUUUCCCUGGAGACGAUGGAGGGGGUCAUGUGACCGGUUCGUUUUAAGUCCAUCUACCUUUGAAGUGAAUUUAAGAGAAUUAUGAGACAUCACGAAACGCUUUUAUUUAUGGAAACGCAGCAACUGGUCAGAGAAAAGACUCUCGGGAAUCUGGAGGAUCGUGACAUAUUCAGGAUUAACGCAGAUAAACUAAUACGUCUCCACGGAAACGUAACUAUGGUCCUCUUGGUUGCAGCGUGUUUCUUCAUCGCUGCAAUAUUCAAACUGAUUGUUUCAGAUAAAUAAAGAAUCUGUAAGUUUAACCCGAAGAGGUUUUGAAGAUUUUGCGAAAUUUCAACAAAAAUUUCAUUGUUGAAAUUGAAGGUUACGUACGAAUGUUCCGUUGUGUCUGGUUCUGCAGUAGAACCUUAAACUGAUGACUGAUCAUUUCCUCUCAUCGUAUCCUUCACAUUCUGUUUCUACAAAGCUGCGGGAAAAUUUUCAUUUCUGUUUUUGUGCGAGUUUUAGCCAAUUUUAAGGUUGUGCUUUCCAUUUUUUUUCUGACCCCUGAAUUAAAGUUGUGUUAAAUGUUAAAUUAAGAAAAGCGUAAGUAAACAAACGGGAGAAAACCACGUGUUAAAUGUUAGCAAAUCAUAAUUAAUGUCUGAAAAAUGAAAAGGAAUAUUGAAAUAGAAAGUUUCAAUCAACCAACCUUUAUUCAUUUAACAGUGACAGUCAAAGAUCGGGAGACUAAAUCACACCAAGACACAAUAAC
Molecule: messenger RNA, 4359 nt
Organism: Mugil cephalus (flathead mullet)
Lineage: Eukaryota; Metazoa; Chordata; Actinopteri; Mugiliformes; Mugilidae
Gene: adat1
Product: adenosine deaminase tRNA specific 1
Exons: 10
Coding region: 143-1534 (463 amino acids)
Biological process (GO): RNA processing
Molecular function (GO): RNA binding; adenosine deaminase activity
Source: RefSeq, a predicted model, not a curated record